Messenger RNA from Passer domesticus (house sparrow), 5689 nucleotides. RefSeq lists its product as uncharacterized. The transcript is spliced from 7 exons. Bases 1 to 948 code for a protein of 315 amino acids. Lineage: Eukaryota; Metazoa; Chordata; Aves; Passeriformes; Passeridae. The record is from RefSeq and is a predicted model, not a curated record.
AUGGUGAGCAGGAGGGAUUAUACUGGCUGCCCUCACAGAGUGUCUGUGGAGCAGUUGCCUGGAAUGAAUUAUGAGAGAAAGAUUAGGCAAGAGUAUAUGGGAAACUCUUCUGUAACUGUACCAGUGGGGCCCUGCCUGUGUCCUGGCCACGACAUGGCUGGCCAGCUGCUAUUGGGCUCUGCUGGACCUGGACCCCUUCUCAAGGGUCACCUGGAGAUCCAGAGGAAGGAACGAAACCCGCAAGCACCAAACGCCGUCCAAAACAGAAACAGGCAAAGCAGACCCGGCAGAGGGCAGCACUGCCCCGAGGGAGCUCCGCGGCCGCGGGCCCGGGAGCGCUCGCGGGCCGGGAACAGCUCCCACGGGCCGCUCUGGCGCUGGGAAAUAGGCGCCCCCACUUCCCAGGGAUACAGCCGGAGCACCCCAGCGGCUGCGCCCGCAGAGCAGCUGCAGGGUGCUAGCGAGCGGCUGCCGAGUUUCGCCUGUGUGCUCGCUGGUUGUUGGCCGGAUGCCCGCGGAGAUCCCCAGCCCCGCAGGAAGCACCUGGGAGUCCCGCAGCCCCUCCAAGAGCUGAGGAAUAGAGGGGGAGUGCUUUGCCCGCACGUUCCCAGAGCGGAAGACAGCAAAGGCCAAGUCGAUUGGCGAAUAGCUGCCGAGUCUUUGCUUACCCGGGCUCCCCAUGCAGGAGUGGGACAGUUUCUUCCUGCUGCUUGCAGUUUCUCCCACGUAAUCUUCCUGAUCUCGCUCCUUUUUUCUCUGCCGCUGGUGGUAGGCAAGUUGCAUUCAGAAGAGCAUUUUACAGUAACACAGUCAGUGGCAACCGUGGUCAUUAAUGGAGCCUGCCAUUCACUGAACUUCCAGCCUGGCUGUGUGCCAAGCCGCUACCACUCUGGAGUGAUGCAUAUACUGCAGUCUGAAAACUCAUUUCUUAUGCUACUUCCUCUCUAGGCGGCUGAGAAUAGCUGCAAGACCUAGGAAGGAAGGAUCCAGUGCACGGAAAUUCUCAGUGUUUGCAAGAAAUGUGUUAAAUGUAAGCUCUGUUUGCCAGUCUUUACCACUUCAUUGCCAGUCUGAGAUGACAACAGAGAAUCUCACUUGGAUCUGACAAUCCGCAUGAUUCUGUAUUUGGGAAAACUUUCAACAGAACUCCUGAGCAGGAACUGAAAGUGCAAGAGACCUACAGAAAGACAAAGGUAAAGAUCAAAAAGGCUGACACCACAAAGUAAAUGAAAAAGAUGAGAUUGGUGAGGCUCAAUCUGUAAACAAUGGCACCUAAAAAGCUCACAUUGUCUUCACAACCAAAACAAGUACAGUUUUGAAUUGGAUUUGGAAGAGAAGGAUUCAGUAGGACAAAGAAUAUUAUUGGUCUUUAUGCUAUUGAAGAUGAGCUUACUUUACUGAAAACCUAAAAGGGAAGGCAAUCCCAAGAUGAAUGGACUAUCUGGAUGAAAGCUUCCAGGAAUGAAGUCAGCAGAACUGAGCUGACUAAGGUAAUUCAGGCAUUGGGAGAUCACGUCCAGCAAGACAUGGACCACCCAAGAGAGACUCAAAUGGAGGGAAGAACUGCUCAAGCAGACUAAUUAGCAUGAGAAGUCGGAGUUGUAACAAGUAGGGGUUUGAGUACUAACCAAUGAAAUAAUUCUGUUAUCUGUAACCAGAGAAUCCUCAUGCCUUUGUUAAAAUGUAAAAAUAGUGUAAAAUUUUGGUGAUCAGGAACCCAGACUUUUGUGAGUUACCAUUCAGCUCCCUACUUUGCAUGUAAUAGAAUAAAAAAUUAGAAAUACCUCUCCCUGCAAUGUAAAUUGGCACUUUGUACUAGGUAAUAAGCCUGCAUUUGUGACAACAUUAUCACUGAAAGGAUAUAAUAACCAGAUAACUUGCUUUGGUGUUCUAUACAAUGUGAUUUCUUUUGUUUUUUUGCAAGGUAUUCCACUAGAAUAUUUCUAAAAAUGCUUUGGGUGGUUAAUAUUUUUGACAUCAUAAAAUACUUUGGCCAGGCAGUGUGCUGGGCAUUGCUCUAAAACUUAGUGUCAAUGAUGAAUCCAGCAUAUUUCUAUAAUUAGAAGCCAAGCCUUUACUGUGCAAGUUUGUGAUGUAAAUGACUCAUAUAAUCUGUGAAGCUACUGCAGAACUGGCAAACAAGGAAUUUUAAGAGAUGUCAUUGAAAAAAGCAAAAAUUACUUGAUGCUUGCCUCAUCAUAUAUAAACAUAAUUUUCCAAAAGGUUUUUGAACAUAUUUGCACACAGUAUAACUAAUGCCAUGACUAAUAUCUAUCCAUGUGUGUCCACAGUGCUUUACAGAUGUGAUGAAAAAGACUGUGAACAAAAGUUGACCAGGUCCACACACAAUAAAAUAGAGGGAGGCUAUAAGGAAUAAAAAAGAAGUUAAAUUUUUUUGCAAUUACACUCCUCAUAAGCUCCAAUUAAUUGUUUUACUAACUUGAUAUGAAAACAGGGAUUCAGAUCUGUGAGCUACCAAGUGAGGACUGAUAAAACAUGCAUUUUUACCCUACUGUCUGUUUAUCAACUGUGGAGAUAUUCAUCUAAAUCUCAUUUUAAAUCUUUCUGGCUGCCAAAUAAGAUGGUGUGCAAACUAUUCCAUAAACUGUGCAUUUUGUCAAAAUGGAGUUGAAAAAACUGUUUUAUUCCAAAAAGGGGCCUGUGAAAAUUCUAGGAACAUUUGCAGUAGAAAUGCUCAAGUCUGUGUUGGGGGAGGGAGGAGAAAUAUCUAACUGCAGUAGCUAGCAACUUCUAACACAGAGAAAACAGUUAUUGUAGAUUUUGCAACAUUAAUAGUGAUAGGGAAAUGUUUUGACCAUCUUUCCUGUAAUCCAGUGAUGAAUCUUACAGUAUUUCUUCCACAGUGCUUCACCUUGAAGUAGAGUAUAUUUUACAAAAGACAGUUUUUUCCUCUGACUUUCUUUCCUCUAGGAAUCACAUAGGCAGCCCAGAAUUCUUUUGUGUUAAUAGUUUUUAUACUUGACGCCAGUGUAUUCUAGUGUACUAUAAUGUGUUUCCUUCUUGAGGAAAGUAUCCAGGUGCUCUGUAACCAAUGAUACAUUAAAAAAAUAGCAAAUUUAAAAUACCCGCAAGGUGAUUUAAGUUUAACCUAGUUGAAGAUACUGUCAGAAGUGCCAUGUGGCUCUAGAUGAAGUGCAAUGCUCCCUGACAGAUGAGUAGCUAAUGCAAAAUUGAGUCCAGUUACUUUUUCAUUUUAUGUUUUUAUGCUGCCCACUGCUUUCAGGUAAAAACAGUCUAUUUUAAUCAAAUAGCAAAAUGAGGAGUAUAAGUAGACAAAUUAUCUCCAUUGCUGGUAAAUCCUCUGUGUGUUCCCAAAGGUGUUCAGUGUGACACUGAGUUUGAUGAUAUAUUUGCUCCAAGUGGUGUCCAAAAAAAUGAUGCGGGCAAGUUUCUGUUUCUAUCAUGUUUUUUAAAAUAGACAUGAAGUAAAAUGUUUAUGUUUACCUAUGUUUUAAGGGUUUCCAAGACAGCCUCUGUGUGUGUGCAUACGUACCAAAAUAUGCUUUGUUUUUGUCCAGUCUUCAGACACACUAUAAUUAGAGUGGUUCAAUAGUAAAUCACAUAAAGCCCUCUUUUUUCAGUAACAAAUAUGUCUGAAAACAUUUAUAAAGGUUUGAGACCAUAUGAAAGUUCAGAGUUGAAUGAACUUGAAGUCAUGGGGAAAGUAUUAGACUGUACAUUACAGAACGUUGUUAUAAAGGCAUUAUUGCCAUAAUAUACCAGGGAAUUUUUAUCCAAUGUUUGAAGUUUUAGUGCUGUGGGAUUCUUGGGUUGAAUUUUGUGACUGUGCUAGAAAAAUAUAAUUAUAAAUUGUAAAUGCUUUUGUAUUUUGAAAAGAGAAAGUAAACAUUUCCCUUGCCCUCAGUUUUCCAGUCUGUAUAAUUCAGUGAUGGAUAUGAAUUUUCAAAUCAAGGCUCUUCAUGUUUUAUUCUUAACUUAUAAUUAGAACAAAAAAUGUUCUAAUAUUUGUUCUAAUAUGGGCAAUUUGAAAUAUAUUUAAAUCAGAGCUCUUCUUAUAUUAGGUCUACAAGUGAUACACUGUCACACCAAAAGUUCCAAUUUAUAAUAUGGCCUCAAAUCAUGAACACCAGUGGUACAAGUCCACUAUGACGUUUUUUGAUAAUUUCACAUCUGUGUAGGCUGACCUAAAUCUCAGUCCCCUACACUUUCAGUCACACAAUGCCAGCACAGCUGGAUGCUUUUCUUGCUGGGUUUCUCACUGUCAAAUUCCUGAUGUUCUUGCCUGCUAAGCUCUGGAGAACACCAGUAGCUUUAGGUGAAGUGGAAUAACGUAUGUGCUUGCCACAGAAAGAUGUCAUAUUGCCAAGCGUGUUUGGGGCUCUGGGUGUCGGUGCUGGUCAUUAGGUAAGUUAGGCUGAAAUCCAGCCUCAGUGCAAGAGAUUUUGCAGGUCUGUCUGUGUGUUAUUUCAGUCACAUUGAGAGUCUUGGUGCCAGGGUGUCGUAAACACUCUGACUGGAUGACAGGUAUGCACCAAAACCCCUCUGUUUCUCUGAUCCUCAGCAGGACAGAGAGAAAAUGCAGCAAAAGGCUCAUGUGUGCACGUAAGGACGGAAGAGAUCACUCACCAAUUACCUUCACAGUCAUAAGAGACUUCUUUGGUAAAUUAAUUUAACUUUAUUACAACUCAAAUUAGAGUAUAAUAAUAAGAAAUAAAAUCUUAAAAACAUCUUUCAGCCAUCCCUCCCUCUUUUCUGGUCUUAACUUCACCCAGAUUCAGUACCUCCUCCCCUCAGUGGCACAGUGGGGUGGGCUGUGGUUAUUUCAACACACUUUGUUAUUGCAGGUCCUCCCUCCACAGGGGAGGACUUCUCACACUCUUCCACAGUGUGUGGUGUCUCCCACAGGAGACAGAAGUCCAUGAACUUGUCCAAUAUGAGUCCCUCCCACGGGAUGCAAUUAUUCAUGCACUACUCCAGUAUGACUCCCUCCCACACGGUGCAGUCCUUUGGGAGCAGUCUGCUGCAGUGCGGUUCCAUGCCACAGGGUGCAAUCCUUCAGGAAUGCACCGCUCCAGCUUGGGACCCCCACAGGGUCACAAGUCCUGCCAGGAAACCUGCUCCAGUGUGGACUCCUCUUUUCACAUGGCCACAAGUCCUGCCAGGAGCCUACUCCAGCACAGAGGCUUCCCACAGCAUCCCAUGCUGCUUCAGGCACCCCCACCUCCAGCUUCAGGUUCUCCAUGGGCUGCAGGGGCACAGCUGUCUCACCAUGGGCUGCACCUUGGGCUGCAAGAGAAUCUGCUCCAGCACCUUGAGCACCUCCUCCUCUUUCUUCUUCACUGGCUUUGGUGCCUGCGUGGCUGUUCCUGUCAUAUAUUCUCCCCUUUUCUCUGGCUACAAUUUGCUUCUGUGCAAUAACUUCCUUCCCGUCUUAAAUUUGUUGUCCUGUAGUCACUACUGCUAUUGUUGAUGGACAGAGCCAGUGGCGAGUCUGUCUAGGAGCAAAGUGACACCGGAAUCAUUCGAUACUGGGGAAACUUAUGGGAGCUUCUUACAGAAGCUACUCCUGUACCUCUCUGCUACCAAAACCCUGCCAUGCAAACUGAACACACAAUAACAGCUGUCACCCUGUGCAAUUCUGACCUGCACCCCACGAGUAAAUACUGGUUUUGCUAUCAGCUGUGGAGUUACUCUUGGACUAGGCCAA